GCCCGACAGGCACUGCGGUAGGCGCCCUGGGGGCUGGCAGGUCCCUGGCCCCAAGAUGGCGGCGCCCAGCGCAGUGGCUGCUGCUGCCUCCAGCGAGAGAGAUGGAGGGGGCAGCGGCUUUGAAUCGUGGCUAGAUGGACGGUUGGAGGCGCUGGGAGUGGACCGAGCCGUUUAUGGCGCCUACAUCUUGGGUGUCCUGCAGGAGGAGGAGGAAGAAGAGAAGCUGGAUGCUCUGCAGGGUAUUCUCUCUGCUUUCCUGGAAGAAGAUUCCCUCCUUAAUAUCUGCAAGGAGAUUGUGGAACGAUGGUCAGAAACUCAGAAUGUUGUCACCAAAGUGAAAAAAGAAGAUGAGGUCCAGGCCAUUGCCACCCUCAUUGAGAAGCAGGCACAAAUCGUGGUGAAGCCCAGAAUGGUGUCAGAAGAGGAGAAGCAGAGGAAAGCUGCCCUUCUGGCCCAGUAUGCUGAUGUGACAGAUGAAGAGGACGAAGCGGAUGAGAAGGAUGACUCGGGCGCCACCACGAUGAGCAUUGGUUCUGACAAAUCUCUGUUCCGAAACACCAAUGUGGAAGAUGUCCUCAAUGCCCGAAAACUGGAGCGAGACACGCUUCGGGAUGAGUCCCAGAGGAAGAAGGAACAGGACAAGCUGCAGAGGGAGAGAGACAAACUAGCCAAGCAGGAACGCAAGGAAAAGGAAAAGAAAAGGACACAAAGAGGGGAGCGAAAGCGAUAACCUUGGUCCACUCUAUUUCUCCUAAUGAACUUGGUCAAAGGGAGACCUGGUUGUGCAUUUGUGUAUUUAAGAGAAAUGAGAGAACAUUGCCAGGUAGUUUCCCAAGGCAUUUCCCCUUUUGUUUACAUGGUCACAAGGAAAAUCACAAUUCUAGCUAAUUACGAAAUGUGCCAUGUCUCUGUGUGGUGUGGGUAAUCAUGUUAUUGUAGCUGAUGUCUGAACCAAAGAUCUGGGAUGGGGACAGCCUCUGUAUUUUAAUACUGAAGUCCUGUACUCCUUUUGACCACUUUAAAAA
Cervus elaphus (red deer) is the source of this 1025-nucleotide messenger RNA. It is a transcript of the gene CCDC43, whose product is annotated as coiled-coil domain containing 43. The transcript is spliced from 5 exons. The record is from RefSeq and is a predicted model, not a curated record. The coding region runs from base 56 to 730 and encodes 224 amino acids. NCBI's taxonomy places the organism in Eukaryota, Metazoa, Chordata, Mammalia, Artiodactyla, Cervidae.